UCGUUGCGUUUCGAGGUCCUCGCUGAAGAUGGCCGAGCACGGGCGACACGAGUAUCACUUCGAAACCUCGACUGUUUGACCCCCUUAUUUAUGCCAGUUGGAACGCAAGGUAAGUUUCGUGAAUUGUACAUGACGUUCUGUCUGCGAGCCACAUAUUUUUUACGAAAUACAGGGACAGUAAAGGUUGUACUUGGCAACACUUACCACCUUGAGAACCGACCAGGAUCAGAGAUCUUGGAUAUGUUCAAUGGGCUUCCUGCCUUCAUAAAUUGGAAGCGGGGCACACUGACAGAUAGUGGAGGUUUUCAGAUGGUCAGUCUACUUGAUCUUGCUGAUAUAGAGGAAGGAGUUGCUUUUCAAUCACCUGUGGAUGGCAGACAACUGUUUCUGACUCCUGAACGAUCCAUGAACAUACAGAAUAGUAUCGGCGCCGAUAUUUUGAUGGCACUUGACGACGUUGUAAGCUCCGCUAGUACGAAUGAUACGCGCUUCGAGCAGGCAACGCGCCGUACCAUCGAAUGGCUAGAUCGUUGCAUCUCAGCUCAUCGUCGGCCAUAUCAACAGGCCAUGUUCGGCAUUAUCCAAGGAGGCACUGAUAAGUAUCUGAGAACCACUAGCAUUGAAGGAUUGCUGGGCAGAAAUCAUCACCUUCCCGGUUACGCGAUCGGAGGACUGGCUGGCGGUGAACAUAAGAAAACAUUUUGUGAAAUUGUUUCGCAGUGCUGCUCAAGACUGCCUCGGGACAAACCCAGAUAUGUCAUGGGCGUUGGGUAUCCACUAGAUAUCGUGGUAUGCUCUGCACUUGGAGCUGACCUGUAUGACUGCGUCUAUCCUUCGCGCACAGCUCGCUUUGGAACAGCCCUUAUUCCAGAGGGGGUGCUUCGCCUAAAGACAACAUCUAUGGCUACCGAUUAUCGACCACUCGACAGUGACUGUGACUGCCUAGUAUGUAAGAAUUAUUGUCGUGCUCACCUUCACGCCAAAAUUAAAAAGGAUCCAAGUGCUGCUAGUUUGUUGACAUACCACAACAUCAGGUUUCAGAUGCGUCUGUGCACAGAUAUGCACAUAGCAAUAGCCGAGCAGCAGUUUACGCCAUUUGUUCAGGCCUUUGUUCGCCGUAUGUUCCCACAACGCCCUUUACCUCAAUGGUUGCGAGAAGCCUUCGAACUUGCAACUAUUGAAGUUUAACUUCCUAGAAAACACUCGAUUAAUGUUGCGAUAUCAUGGGACUGGGCUACGGUAGGGCCAGAAUACGCGCUUAUUUUCCUAGCAAUGCCCGAACUGCGAGGAUAAUAUUUUUCUUUUUCGACGCACUUAUCCAGAGAUAACCAUUAUUACCCAGCACGCCUUCGAAUGGAAUUGCAUCUCCCAAUCGUGACAUAGCAGAAACACCUCCGCCCGACAUCAGUUCUUGCAGCACGUGGAAUCUGCACCAAAAUAAAUAUCCAUGACGAAUUAUCCCGAGGUCGUGUGCAAGCCCGUUUAUGUUCUUACAGCUCAAUAUCGGUUCACCUGCCAAACUCAAAUUGACGACCCUUGCACAGAUAACUGAGCCAACCAGAAAAUUCGGAGAAAGCUGUUCACGGGCACCUUCGAAAGUAAAAAGCGAAAGAGCGGCUGUGGAAGUAGUACCGAUAUCAACUACGUACGCGUUCGAACGAAAUGCCUUCACUAUACCGACGACAGUGUCGUUAAUAGCGGGAAGGUAUUUUUGUACGUUCGUCUCCAGCUUUCCCGCUAUCUCACAUUCGAACAUCAAUUUGCAAGCGAUAGUUGAAAGGAUAAUCUUCAAAAGUAACUUCUCUUUCCGCUCGAAAUAUGCAGGAGUUCAAUGAACUACGCGAAUAAAAACACAGGGCGGUACUUGAGUGUUGUCGCGAAAGAAGAUGAUUAUUUUUUAAAUUAAUAACGUAUGUUUCGCGCGCGGGUGCUCGCGCGUCCACUUUUGUACCUUCGAAGGUA
This is a messenger RNA of Micromonas pusilla CCMP1545, 1962 nucleotides long. RefSeq lists its product as uncharacterized. Gene Ontology annotation, molecular function: tRNA-guanosine(34) queuine transglycosylase activity. The coding region runs from base 91 to 1188 and encodes 365 amino acids. The record is from RefSeq and is a predicted model, not a curated record. Gene Ontology annotation, cellular component: cytosol. The transcript is spliced from 9 exons. NCBI's taxonomy places the organism in Eukaryota, Viridiplantae, Chlorophyta, Mamiellophyceae, Mamiellales, Mamiellaceae.